CCCGACGGAACAAAUUAGGGUUUAUCUUCGUCGAUCUCUCUCUCUCUCUCUUUUUUCUCUAGAGUCUUGUUCGUUUCUGACUCCCUCUGCAACUAUCUCAGCGUCGUCGCUCUACUCUCCGGAGUCCCCCUUAAUUAUAGAUAGGCCCUAUAUAUCCCUCUGCCACUUUCUCCGCCGCCGGAGUCUCUUUAAUUCGUUACUUUUAAGGCAAUGGAGGAAUUAAGCCAAAUCCUCAAGACCAAUAGCACCGAUGAUCUCACUUGGUUCUGCUCUCUCUCAGAAUCUGAGCUGGAUUUGCUCAUCAGCUUAAAGAAGCUAGCCAUUCAGCGCGCCAAAAUAUGUGGUCAUCAAGAACUAGCUGACAGUUUUGAUCUUAAGCUGCUCCGAGCUCUAGGGCUUGUGGUAAUGGAGUAUGUAAGAAAAAGGGUACGAGAUGACACUUCUCUUGCCCCAAGUGUUGUUCAUCAACUCAGGCUUUUGGAUGAUUGUAAUCUGUUGAAAACGCAUGUUAGUGAUACUAUAGACAUUGAGGAGAUUCUGACUGGAAUCUGCAAAAUCAAUUCAAAAAGGAAAGCGCCGAAAAGGAGGCGCUAGGAAAAUAGUUGUUGUUGCGAUGGGGAAAUCUGAUUGCUUAAGAGUGAACAGUGAGAGGAAGCAAAUGGAGGAGCAGGGAGCACAAGAAGACGGAUUUGGCCAAGAAUGCAGAGCAUGGUCUUUUGAAUAUUGAUCAUAUUCUCUGGUGUUUCGGUGACGCACGGUGGUUGCAACCGUAAAAUGUUUGUAAUUGAGGAUGGUUUUCUUACUUGCUGUGCUCAGUCGUUGAUAAUAGCAAUUAUUAAUUAGCUUUACUUUGUGGUCUCUGGACAAAAUUUUGAAAAGUUGUAUAAAUGUAUGUUAGAAGACAUGGAUUUGUUGAUUUGAUUGAAAACACCAAAGUUCGUUUAUCCUCUAUGUGUUAAUUAUUUAAUGUGAAUGUGAUGGCAUUUUUGUUGAA
Molecule: messenger RNA, 994 nt
Organism: Camelina sativa (false flax)
Lineage: Eukaryota; Viridiplantae; Streptophyta; Magnoliopsida; Brassicales; Brassicaceae
Source: RefSeq, a predicted model, not a curated record